GGCAUGGUUCAUGUGAAGAUUUUCUCAUUGCAGCACAGUCUCUUCACAGCCAUUCAUAAGCAUUAUACAGUGGAGGCUUGGAAGGAAUUUGCUGCUGAAAACCCUGGGGUCCUAUGCAGGGUUGCUGCUAGCUCUGGAAAUGCUCCUGGUGAUUUUGAAAAGCUCUCUAGUAUUUUGAAGGAAAUUCCAAAUGUACAAUUCAUCUGCUUGGAUGUGGCAAAUGGGUAUUCAGAACAUUUUGUGGAGCUGGUUCGCAAGGUUCGCAAGGCAUAUCCUGACCUCACCAUUAUGGCAGGGAAUGUGGUGACUGGGGAGAUGGUGGAGGAGUUGAUUCUAUCUGGAGCAGACCUUGUGAAAGUUGGUAUUGGACCAGGAUCUGUUUGCACCACAAGGAAGAAAACUGGAGUUGGAUAUCCCCAGCUCUCAGCUGUCAUUGAGUGCGGUGAUGCUGCCCAUGGCCUUGGAGGCCACAUCAUCUCGGAUGGUGGCUGCACAUGUCCAGGAGAUGUGGCCAAAGCAUUUGGAGCUGGUGCUGACUUUGUCAUGCUGGGAGGGAUGCUGGCUGGCCAUGAUCAGUCGGGUGGAGAUACCAUAAUCAAAAACGGAAUCAAGAUGAAACAGUUCUAUGGCAUGGCAUCAAACACUGCCAUGAUGAAGCAUCAGGGCAGUGUUGCAGAAUAUAGGGCAUCAGAGGGGAAGACAGUUGAGAUCCCAUACAGAGGAGACGUAGAGAAUACCAUCUUGGAUGUUUUGGGAGGACUGAGAUCUGCUUGCACUUAUACAGGUGCAGCGAAACUGAAGGAGCUGCCAAAGCGGACAACAUUCAUCAGAGUCACUCAACAACUGAAUGAGGAUGGUGGCUGUACGUGUCCAGGAGAUGUGGCCAAAGCAUUCGGAGCUGGUGCUGACUUUGUCAUGCUGGGAGGGAUGCUGGCUGGCCACGAUCAGUCGGGUGGAGAUACCAUAAUCAAAAACGGAAUCAAGAUGAAACAGUUCUAUGGCAUGGCAUCAAACACUGCCAUGUUGAAGCAUCAGGGCAGUGUUGCAGAAUAUAGAGCAUCAGAGGGGAAGACAGUUGAGAUCCCAUACAGAGGAGAUGUAGAGAAUACCAUCUUGGAUGUUUUGGGAGGACUGAGAUCUGCUUGCACUUAUACAGGUGCAGCGAAACUGAAGGAGCUGUCAAAGCGGACAACAUUCAUCAGAGUCACUCAACAACUGAAUGAGGUGUUCAGAUCCAGUGAUGGAUAACCCUAUUCAUUUUGCAUUCUUCUUCCUUACUCUAGAUUGGGUGGAUCUAGUCACCUUUUUAGUAUAGUAGAGUAGCCUCAUUUUAUUGUGUUAAGGAUCUGACUGAAGCAGAGAAUACAGUCAUUCUGUUGAAUUUGCUAGAUUUUCUUCAUAUUAUUAGGUCUUUUCAAUCACAAACUGCAAUAUCUGUCUCCUGACCAUGAUGAUAGGUCUAGUCAAAACUGUGAGGUCCUGGUGCAAGUGACAUGAUCCCUCUUACUGUAUAAUUCAAUGUGUGAAUUUCUGGGCAGUGCAAUGUUUACUUGGUUACAAAUCCUACACUGAGUGUCCAAGAGUCUCUGAAGUGGUGAUGAGAAGAAAUUAAUGGUGGAUUAUGCUAAUUCAUGGCAUUUGUGAUGCUUCCAUCCAUGGACUUCUUUUCUUUAAUUAUUUGUGACCAAUACAUCUGUCCCAUAUCUGUGAUUGUCUCAAAUGCCUGCCGAUUUGGGAGACCCUAACCCCGUGAAGCUUCUCUUGUUGCAUCUGAGCGUACUCCAAAAAACUUCUGGUUCCAUUCUAAGUGCACUUAUCACAUUUUCUUGGAUUAAGUAUACUCUGCUUACUUAAUUCUUCUAUUGGUCUCAGCAUGGUGGGCAAAGCAUAUAUUGUAGAACUGAGUUCUUCCAUCAGUUUCCUGCAAUUAUUUGGAAAGUUUAUGGCAUUUUGACUCCUCAGGAAUGGAUUGGUUUGGGGCAUUGUCACUCAUUUAGGGCCCUGGGUCCAUUUGCUUAGAAAAUAAAAACUGCUAGAAGUAUUUGGUUUGAAACAAUGUACCUGAUGUUGCAUAUACUGUAAUAAUAGUGACCUUCCGUUUCUAAGCAAGUCCCUGAGGACACAUGAAAGUGCUUGCAUCACUGUUGGUCUCCAGUAUUGGUUCCCGUCCCAAAGAUCUGUAAGCAAUUUUUGAUUUUUUCAAUCAAAACUCAUUUUCUGGUUCAGGUGCUCUCAUUGUACUAGGAGGGUAAUAAGAAGGUCCUGGCCUUUGCUUUUGUUGUCUGGUAUUCUAUCUGUCUACCCUUGCUCUGAUUCUGUGCUGUGAC
Molecule: messenger RNA, 2327 nt
Organism: Darwinula stevensoni
Lineage: Eukaryota; Metazoa; Arthropoda; Ostracoda; Podocopida; Darwinulidae
Source: the annotation of a GenBank genome assembly